Messenger RNA from Lodderomyces elongisporus, 1491 nucleotides. RefSeq lists its product as uncharacterized. Lineage: Eukaryota; Fungi; Ascomycota; Pichiomycetes; Serinales; Debaryomycetaceae. The record is from RefSeq and is a predicted model, not a curated record. The coding region runs from base 1 to 1491 and encodes 496 amino acids. The transcript has 2 exons.
AUGAGACUUGGUUCAAUGGAUAGUACAGACGUUUUAAAUGAGAAAAGUAUGAUUUAUGAAAGCUGUUCGACAGUAGAUGCAACCAGGCCCAGUAAUUCCUGUUUGGUAAACCAGAUUACUCAAUUGACAAAUGAGGUCCGUGACGCAAUCGAAUCAUUAAGACCAUUAGUACAGAAAUUACUGCAAAUCGAGAUGAAUCCAAGUACUAGGUCAAGCACUGAGAGUGAAUCUGCCCAAAUGAACUCAUACUCCAAUUUCCAAUUGAUUAGAGACCCAUCACAAAGCAUCACAAGACCUAACGAAAUUUCGGAAUCACAAAUGAUGUUACAACCCACAUUCAUACAUGAUUAUUCUCUUAACAACCAGUAUUUUGACCUCCAAGAAAUCAUGGUUGAAGGAUAUGAGGAAACAUGUGCGUAUAUCAAUGAUAUCAGGAAAAAGUUUACCGAUGCUGAUAGGGCAAAUGAAUUACCAUACAUCCAAUACCGAAGUCGACAAGUGGAAAAAGUAUUUAUAGCCAACUAUACAGCUUUAGCUUUAAAGUUAAAUAAGUCCAUGGCAGAUGAGUUGAUGUUAGAAAAGUUUGAUGAAUCAAAAUUCCCAACUUUUAAAGGAGAUGAUUAUGACAGUUUCUAUUAUUGGCUUAAGAGGUUGGUAUGGUAUAAACACACCUAUUUCAUUCCAGACUACUUGAUACGAGAUACAUUACUAGAUGCAACUCUAUCGUUGAACAAACCAGAUUUAACAAUGGUGGUCCGCUCAUCAUGUAAAUUAUUAAAGCAUUUUUUAUCAUCACCUAUUAGGUACGACCUUAUAUUCUCACUAUUGAAAGUAUUUAUCAUCGAUGACAAGAAUAUUGAUAUCAUUGAUGUAAUUAGUGAUGUGAUACAUCUGGGUUGGGACCCGAAGAGUACUAUGCUAACCAUUUGCGCUGAAAUGGACGUUUUCAUUAGAACGAAAGAAAGCAAAGAGUUGCUUUUAAUCACUUGGGUCCAACUUUUUAAAAUGUUGUUCGAAGAACUCGAAGAAAUUAUGGACCAAAUUAUAGCUUAUAUGAAACCAAUAGUUAGAGUUGCUAGACCCAAAGAGCAAGAAAUAAACACCAUUGUUGAAUUGGACGGUUUUGAAAUCAAGGCCCAUCUUGAAUUAAUAAAGAAAUGUUCUCAAGAACAGGUUUUGGCUAUGAAGAUGGCAGUAACUUUUGGUGAGAUAUGGGAAGCAGUGAGUGUUACAUAUACACAAAGAAUAACGCAUAUCCACUUGUUGGAUAAACCAAAGAAACCUGCACUUAGAUCAACCAAAUCAUGUCCCGCCUGCGGAAAAUUUGGCCACAAAUUAGUAAAAUGUUAUAGUGUCCGUGGGGCGGUUAGAGAUGGACUGGUAUUCAUAAAGAAUGGGCACGUAUACUCCUCCUCUGGCGAACAACUAAAGCUUAAUAAAUCCGAAGUGAUGGUAAAGAAGUAUGCUAAUUUGUUUCAGAGAAGAACGUGA